AUGACGUCCCCUUUCGACAGGCUUGGUAAUGAUGUCGACAAUCAGGAAAUGGGGAGUUUGGGGAAGUUGCCUCAGUUAUGGCAGGAAGAUGAUACAGGAAAUAAAUCUAAUGCAACCCAUGGACUUUCGUUUUCAUCGGAAUACCAUGAAGUAGAUCAGCAACAACCACUAAAAGCUUUCCAUAAUUUGGAUGCCUUGUUUCUGGACACCACCCCUCCAUUUCCACCGUAUGAACAUCAGAUGCAGGAGCUUGCAACUAUUGAAUCUCAAUAUUCUGAGCUUGUUAAACCACAUGCAAAUCCUAAAAGGACAAAGACAACAAGUCCUGAUGUAGUACGCUAUGAAGUGAGUGGGCACAAGCUAUCAACUGAUGCAGUUAUUCGUUUAGGUGGAGAAAACUUCAUACAAUCUUGUUCAUCUUCGAUAAAUGAUAUGUCAAUGCCUAGCCAUCCGUAUAGCUCUUCAUUCUCUGUCUUUUCUAAUCAGAAAGCUAAAGAUAUUGAACUCAUUCAAAAUCUAUUACUUUCGGCACAGAAAGUCUCUCAGCAACAGUUUGAACGUUCGAUUAAGCUUCUCAAUUGGUGUGAUACGUUAUCUUCUAGUUCUGGAAACGCCAUUCAAAGGUUAGUGCACUAUUUCUCUAAAGCUUUACGACAGAAGAUAGCUAAUGAAACCGGAAGAAUCUCAUUCCAUGGCCCAGGAAAGGAACACGUAGAUUAUAUUGAAGAGAGAACGUUGAGCCCUAAUCCAACAUCGGUCUCAGUUUAUCAAAAGUUACCUUUUUUUCAAGCUGGUAAAUUUUCUGGGGUUCAGGCUUUGGUUGAUGCUGUAGCGGGGGCAACAAAAGUGCAUAUAAUUGAUCUCUCGAUCAAACAAGGUGUGCAGUGUACAAUUCUAAUGCAAGCUCUUGCAUCUCAACCCACUUGUCCCAUCAAACAUCUUAAAAUAACUGCUGUCGGGACUAACUUUAAAGAGAAAAUUGAGCAGACGGGUCAUUGGUUGAAGAGUUUUGCUGAAUCCAUAAACCUGUCUUUCUCUUUCAAUGUGGCUAUGGUGGGAGAUAUGUUGGAUUUUAAAGAAGAUCUCCUUGAGUUGGAUCCAGAGGAAGCGUUGGCCGUUUUCUCAUCAUAUGGUUUGUGGGGCAUGAUUGGGCAGCAGGACCGACUUGAAUCUCUGAUGAAAGUUAUAAAAAGUAUAAAUCCUCGUGUUAUGGUGGUAAUCGAAGGUGCAGCAAAUCUUAACUCACCCAACUUUGUGGAUCGUUUUAUUGAAGCUCUUUUCUUUUAUGGGGCGUUCUUUGACGCUUUAGAAGACUGUAUGGAUCGUGAAGAUGAAAACCGUGCUAUAACUGAAUCUGAGUAUAUGGGUAAUGGAAUAUGGAGCAUUGUGGCAACUGAAGGAGCGGAAAGAGUCAUUCGGAAUGUGCAUAUUAAUGUCUGGAGAAAAUUUUUCGCCAGGUUUGGAAUGAAGGAGACAGAAUUGAGUAUGUCCUCUUUAUAUCAAGCAAACCUGGUUACAGGUAUAUUUUCUUGUGGAAAUUCUUGCACUUUUGAUAUGGACGGAAAUUGCUUAAUUAUUGGGUGGAAAGGAUCACCAAUCCAGUGUCUCUCUGUUUGGAAAUUCUCAUGA
Molecule: messenger RNA, 1629 nt
Organism: Lactuca virosa
Lineage: Eukaryota; Viridiplantae; Streptophyta; Magnoliopsida; Asterales; Asteraceae
Source: the annotation of a GenBank genome assembly